AGCCGUGAAGAUGAAUCUGUAUAAAAGACACGGACAAACCUUCCAUCGGCACCAAUCGCUUCAGCUCCUCAGCAAGUUCAACUUCUAACAAUCAGCACAGUCAUGAAAAUUGUGAUCGCCCUAGCCUGUUUGGUGGCCUUUGCCGCAGCCGUUGAAGAAACUGCUGGACAAAUCGACGCCGAUCAGGACGUGGCUGAGCAACGCUAUGGAGGACACGGAGGAGGACAUCGCGGUGGCCAUCACGGCGGACGUGGUGGUGGAGGCGGUCACCAUGGCGGACGCUACGGACGCUCUCUCGAAGAAGCCCAACCAUUCAUCGUCGCCGAGUUCCAGCCCGAGUAUGUCGAUUAUGUCUCGGAUGAUCUGCAAUUAGCCGAGAACCGGAACUACGGAGGCAACAGAGGCCACGGAAGCGGUGGACACCGCGGUCGCCGCUCCAUUGAAGAUGAGAAUGCUGUCGCCAUUGAAGAUUUGGAAGCCGCUGAACAUCACAGCGGAGGCUACAGAGGACACAGCAGCGGCGGCUCUGGGUACGGACAAUCCGGUAGUUACGGCAACAGAGGCUCAUCGGGAGGCAGUGGAUAUGGGGGACAACACCGCGGUGGCCGCUCCGUUCAAGAGAUUGCUGGCGCCAUUGAAGAUUUGGAAGUCGCUGAACACCACAGCAAAGGCUACAACAGAGGCGGCAGCAGCGGCGGCUCUAGCUACCGAAACCACGGAAGCAGCAGCGGUUAUGACAGCAGACCCAGCGGCGGCGGACAUGGCAGCCACUCGGGACACGGUGGUCGUCGUUAUUAACACGAAAAAAGCAUGGCAAACAAGCAGCAAACGUUCUAUGCUGAUUCUUAUUCAAAAGAGGCAACAAAAAAGAAAAACGCGCAAAAUUUUAAGGUCAAAUUGGUUUGGUAUUUUAAUCAAUUGCUCGUUUGGGUUCAAUAAAACGAUUUCGUCACUGGGGA
Daphnia pulex (common water flea) is the source of this 959-nucleotide messenger RNA. RefSeq names its product glycine-rich cell wall structural protein 1.8-like. Lineage: Eukaryota; Metazoa; Arthropoda; Branchiopoda; Diplostraca; Daphniidae. The record is from RefSeq and is a predicted model, not a curated record. The transcript has 2 exons. Bases 103 to 798 code for a protein of 231 amino acids.